Messenger RNA from Aspergillus tanneri, 543 nucleotides. Its product is annotated as putative capsule associated protein. The coding region runs from base 1 to 543 and encodes 180 amino acids. The record is from RefSeq and is a predicted model, not a curated record. The transcript has a single exon. NCBI's taxonomy places the organism in Eukaryota, Fungi, Ascomycota, Eurotiomycetes, Eurotiales, Aspergillaceae.
AUGAUUUGGCAUCGGCCGCAGUGGCAAGCUUCCCAAAUUACUCGCCAAAUAACCGAUGUCGGCUUCACUGGGUUGCAAUGCUACCCCAACUCCGGGAUCUCAAUGUCAUACAGUGACCCAUAUUUUGAAGUUUUCCCUAUGGUACCAAUGAAGCCUCAAUACCAGAACAAGUACUUUCCGGAUAUCGACGGUAACUCAUUCAGUGGCGGGUAUCGAGCUUUUCUCCAGUCGACCUCGCUUCCGAUCAAGGCCACAAUCUACAACGAAUGGCACGACUCGCGCCUAAUCCCAUGGGCGCAUUUCAUCCCCAUGGACACAACAUUCAUGGAUAUAUACGGUAUUAUGGAAUAUCUCCUCGGAUACGGCAAUCAUGCCGGGCACGACGCUGUAGCUAAGAAGGUCGCGAUGGAUGGCAAACAUUGGGCAGAGAAAGUUCUACGGAAGGAGGAUAUGCAAGUGUACAUGUACCGACUGCUCCUGGAGUACGCACUUAUUUGUGAUGACUGCCGGGAAAUCCUCGGAUAUGCGGAUGAUCUUCGAUGA